CUUCACGUCAUUUAGAAUAAUAGUCUCAAGUCACGUAACUUUAAAUUGUUAAUACAAUGUUUGAGCUUCUACUUCCUCAUAAAAAUUCAAAUACAUUUAAAUGACAAUUUGUACUAGCAUUAAACGGAUUCAAAUCCAUAAUUUUUUACCUGUAUUAUUGUGUACACGUGUGAUACUUAUUGAUUAAGGUUAUUCGAUUGUGUAUUACAUUACAACAACCGCGUGAUGAGUAGAUUUAAUACGAAAAAAGUAAAAUAGCUUGAAUUCAAGAAUGAAAUAAAAUAUGAACAUAAAAAAGAUGAUAAAGGAAACUGUAAAAUCUGGGAAAAUUUAUUGUUUUCUAUUCUGAAAUGCGUAACUUUAAUAAAAUAUAGCAGACAGCUGAACAUUUCUCCUCUAAAUUUAAAUCCAAGUGUCAAAAAUAUGAAAGUUAGCAAGCUUGAAAUUUGCAGUAUAUAAACUUUGUUUGAUCGUUAAACUAUUACUGAAGUCAACUUCAUGACUUUCAAAGUACUUUAUUGAUGUUUCAGUUGUUAUAUUCUUCAAUUAACAAGCUAACAAUGGAAUACGAAACUUCAAUAGAACGUGUAUGUCAGUUUUUUAUAGAACUGUCAGAAAAUGUUAGAAAGUUAUCACUGGUUUCAGAAAUUAUUGAUUUUUACAAGGGAAAAAAAUCUAAUACCCUCGAGACUUUGAUAAGAAUGCUAGAUCAAAUGACUCCUGUUAUUGAGAAACAAAUGGACACUUUUCUAGAAGAAAAAUUAGAGUAUACACCUAAUUUAGCAAGUAUUCUUGUAAAUACAAAAAAAGCUGAAGUGGAAGUUAAGAAUUUGCAACCGAUAUUGAAAAUAGAACAAAUUGAACAUAACAAAUCUGCCAAUGUACAUAUUAAAAAGCAGUCUGACGAAGAAGAAAUUCUCUUAGAGACGAUUGAAACUAUUCAAGAACAGGAAACUAAGCAAAAAUCAAAGUCUCCAGUUGAAAAUAUCAUUAAAUGUAUACUUGAUGCUGAAAGAAAAAUAGAGGUAGAAUUGGAUUUGAUAGAAGCUCAAUAUAAGGUACUUCGAGAAAUAAAUAAAGCUCGAGAAAAAGAUUUAUUCACUGCCAAGAAAAGAAGCGAGAGAGAGUACUUGGGAAUGUUGGAAAAAUAUGACGAAGAUGUUGGAAGCUUUUAUCGAACAAUGAAAUCAUUAUCUCAAGAGUCUACUUUGUUAGACGCAAAGUUAAAAAAUCUUGAGGAUAAAAUGACAGUUCAAGAAAUAAUAUACGAAGAAUUAAGAACUGAACGAGAAACAGAACUGAUCAAAGCUUUUACCAGAGACUUGGAUAAUUUCAAGAGAAAUAGGGCUGCCAGAAUUAUUCAGAACUCGUGGAGAAAAUAUUUAGAAAAAUUGGCGCUGAGAAAAAAGAAAAAAUCUAAGAAAAAGAGAUAAAAAAUGUUCUUAUGAUAAGGUCACGACAAACAUUAAAUAUGUAUAUUAAUUUAUUACUAUAAUAAGUACUUCAACGUCAUCAAAGAAUUUUUAUAAUUUGAUUUAAAUGUCAGGAAACUUAUGUUAUUUAUCAUCAAUUAAUUACAAAACGCAGUCAGAAAUUAAAAAAUUAGUCUCUUUGCCUUUUUAAUUGUUGCUUAUUUUUAUAUACUUUAAGUAGCAACUUCUUUUUAAUGAAAUAUAUUGUAAUUUGACAUAAUA
Molecule: messenger RNA, 1694 nt
Organism: Chelonus insularis
Lineage: Eukaryota; Metazoa; Arthropoda; Insecta; Hymenoptera; Braconidae
Product: dynein regulatory complex protein 10-like
Exons: 7
Coding region: 522-1433 (303 amino acids)
Molecular function (GO): protein binding
Source: RefSeq, a predicted model, not a curated record